CUCGGCUUCCAGCCGGAAGAGGCGGUGCGGCAGUACCUGCGCGCUCCCGCCUUCUGCUGCAGCUAACAUUGGCGGGAACCUGACAGGUUGGCGGGAACUGAGCGGGAUGGCGAUGGCUUCGCGUCGGGGGGCGCUCAUCGUGCUGGAGGGCGUGGACCGUGCUGGCAAGACCACGCAGGGCCACCGGCUGGUGACCGCGCUGUGCGCCUCGGGCCACCGAGCCGAGCUGCUGCGUUUUCCCGAAAGAUCAACAGAAAUCGGCAAGCUCCUGAAUUCCUACUUAGAAAAGAAAACAGAACUGGAAGAUCACUCAGUGCACCUGCUUUUUUCAGCGAACCGCUGGGAACAAGUGCCAUUAAUUAAAGCGAAGUUGAACCAGGGUGUGACCCUUGUUUUGGAUAGAUACGCCUUUUCUGGGGUCGCCUUCACUGGCGCCAAGGAGAAUUUUUCCCUGGAUUGGUGCAAACAACCAGACGUGGGCCUUCCCAAGCCCGACCUGAUCCUGUUCCUUCAGUUACAAUUGCUGGACGCUGCGGCACGGGGAGAGUUUGGGCUUGAGCGCUAUGAGACCGGGACUUUCCAGGAGCAGGUUCUGCUGUGUUUCCAGCAGCUCAUGAAGGAUGAAAACCUGAACUGGAAGGUGGUUGAUGCUUCCAGAAGCAUUGAGGAUGUCCAUGAAGAAAUCCGUGUCCUCUCCGAGGACGCCAUCCGCAGCGCCGCACAGAGUCCGCUGGAGGAGCUAUGGAAAUAAAUUAGACUUCCACUGCAGAAACUGUUCUCUGGUCCUUUAGGAGACUGGUGGAAGACUCACAACACUGUUCAGCAGGAGCUCUUCCUGAAGAGACCUACAAGCCUCCGUCAUAACCUGAGAUGUUGGUGGUAUGGACAAGUUGUGCAAUAUCUUCUCCUGUAAAGGUAUUAAUGUGUUAUGGUAUUUCUAUACCGAGCUUUAGUGGUAACUUUGGGCAGUUUUACUGAGAUCAUUAGAAACAUCAAUUAGUUGAGAGUUGUAUUUUUUGCAGACACUAAUAAAAGCUUAUUUGAAAAUGUA
Messenger RNA from Microtus oregoni (creeping vole), 1051 nucleotides. RefSeq names its product thymidylate kinase. The transcript is spliced from 5 exons. Gene Ontology annotation, biological process: dTTP biosynthetic process; dTDP biosynthetic process; dUDP biosynthetic process. Gene Ontology annotation, cellular component: nucleus; cytoplasm; mitochondrion. Lineage: Eukaryota; Metazoa; Chordata; Mammalia; Rodentia; Cricetidae. Gene Ontology annotation, molecular function: ATP binding; dTMP kinase activity. Bases 107 to 751 code for a protein of 214 amino acids. The record is from RefSeq and is a predicted model, not a curated record.